Molecule: messenger RNA, 2442 nt
Organism: Empidonax traillii (willow flycatcher)
Lineage: Eukaryota; Metazoa; Chordata; Aves; Passeriformes; Tyrannidae
Gene: ANGPT4
Product: angiopoietin 4
Exons: 9
Coding region: 96-1586 (496 amino acids)
Biological process (GO): signal transduction
Molecular function (GO): receptor tyrosine kinase binding
Source: RefSeq, a predicted model, not a curated record
CCGCGGCUCGACGCGAGCGCCCACUGACCCAGCCCGGCACAGAGCGCACAGCCGGUGCCUUCCCUGCACCCCGGCACCGUGGGGGCCUCUGUGCCAUGUGGGCGCUCAGCCUUGGCCUCGUGGCCCUGACCUGCGCCACGACGGCCCUGUGUGCCACCAGAGCCCAGCGCCGGGCCCUGGACGGGGGCGGGCGCCGGCGCUACCACCGCGUGCAGCACGGUCACUGCAGCUACACCUUCGUGCUGCCCGAGGCUGACCCGCUGCCCUGCCCGGCCUCCCCCGGCCCUGCCCCCGGCCCGGCCAACGCGCUGCUGCAGCGGGACUCGCCGGCCGGCACUGCACAUGCCGGGCACGGGGCUGCCCAGCGCCUGCAGCACCUCGAGAGGAUCCUGGAGAACAGCACCCAGUGGCUGCUGAAGCUGGAGAGCUACAUCCAGGGCAGCGUGAAGCCGGAGGUGGCGCAGAACCAGACGGCCACCGUGCUGGAGAUCGGCAGCUCCCUCCUCAACCGCAGCGCCGAGCAGAGCCGCAAGCUCACCGACGUGGAGGCCCAGGUGCUGAAUCAGACUUGGCGCAUCGAGAUGCAGCUCCAGGAGAAUUCCCUGUCCACCACCAAGCUGGAGAAGCAGCUGCUGCUGCAGACCAACGAAAUCCACAAGCUGCAGAACAGGAACAACAUCCUGGAAGUGCGGGUGCUGGAGAUGGAGACGAAGCAGCAGGCGGAGCUGGCAGGGGCCCACCUGGAGAAGGAGAAGCUGCAGCGGCUGCUGAGCCAGCAGAGGGGCACCAUCGAGGAGCUGGAAAAGACGCUGCUGGCUGCCAGUGCCAACACCAGCCUGCUCCAGCGCCAGCAGCUCCAGCUCCUCCAGUCCGUGCAGAGCCUGGUGCGCCUCGUCUCCCAGGGCAGAGCCAUGUCAGCUGGGCAGGAGCAGCAGUUCCAGGACUGUGCUGAGGUGCGCCGGGCAGGCAUCCGCACCAGCGGCGUGUACACCCUGCACAUCGCCAACCUCAGUGAGCCCAAAAAGGCCUACUGUGACAUGGAGACGGACCAAGGGGGCUGGACUGUCAUCCAGCUUCGUGCCAAUGGCAGCCUCAGCUUCCAGAGGAGCUGGAGGGAGUACAAGCAGGGCUUUGGGGAUGCAGCAGGGGAGUACUGGCUGGGUAACGAGGCCGUGCACCUGCUGACGAGCCGGGUGCCCUACGCCCUGCGAGUGGAGCUGCAGGACUGGGAGGGCGGGCAGGUGUAUGCCCAGUACGGGAAAUUCCAGCUGGGAAGUGAGCAGCAACUGUACAGGCUGUCGCUGCAGGAUUACAGUGGCACUGCCGGGCAGCAGAGUGGCCUGGCCCUGCAGGGCACCCACUUCAGCACCCGCGACGCCGACAACGACAACUGCCUCUGCAAGUGCGCCCAGAUGCUCUCGGGAGGAUGGUGGUUCGACGCCUGUGGCCUCUCCAACCUGAACGGCAUCUACUACCCAGCCCGCAACAACAUCCGCAAGCUCAACGGCAUCCGCUGGCACCACUUCCAGGGGCCCAGCUACUCCCUGAAGGGCACUCGCAUGAUGAUCCGACCCACCAGCUUCUGAUGCGCCAGCAGUCGGGGCGGCACUGAGAGCGGUGCCAGCACAGAGGGAGAAGUCCAGGACAAGGGAUGGUUGAGGGAGAUUGAGGACCCCCUCCCCCGCCACCAGCCACUGCAGGGAACCUUUUCCACCAUUUUUUUUUUUUUUUCACUCUUGUUUAUCCCAUUUUCCAGGUGCCUGCAGUGUCACCAUGGCCGUGCCGGAGGGACUGCGGGCAGGGGUGAGGGGUGCUGGUGCUGCAAGAGCUGGCCUGGGGGCCCUGCCUUGAGACAAAGCCAGCCCAGCUGAAGUGUGGCUCUGGCACAGGGAAACCUCCCGAUCCCACCUCAGCUUCUCUCCACAGAUUUCUGCUGGGACUCAGGGGGCUUCCCUGGGGACCUGUGUCCAAGACCCCCCACCCAGUGACGACAGCCUCUGGGACCACUGUGCAUUCAGAUGGGCUCCAAGGCAUGGUGGGGGCUUCGCCUUUUCACUAGUUUUGGGCAUUGUAAAGCCUGCACCAUCCCACUUUCCUGCAGGAUUAGAGGAGCUGGGUGGGACAGGGAUCCUCACAAGUACUGGGGCUGGUGGCAUUCUUCCAUCCUCUUCUGCCCAGGCACAGCCAUGAAGGGAGACAUAGGCUGAUCCCUUCCACAUGUGGCUCAAGCCCCUGUCUUCCUGCAUGGCAGGACAGGCACUGCUCCUCACAGGAUGGGGCCGGCCACCAGAGAGGACAAAAAGAGCAGGGGGUGCCUGUGGGGACCCUCUGGGGGCCCAGUCCUGGGAUGGCUGAUAGCCCAGUGCUGGAAGGCACUUGCUGGGAGCAGACACUGAGCUGGCAGGGGGCUGGCAGAGCCCCAGGAUAGCCAGGAUCGGUCUG